Messenger RNA from Pyrenophora tritici-repentis Pt-1C-BFP, 234 nucleotides. The record is from RefSeq and is a predicted model, not a curated record. Lineage: Eukaryota; Fungi; Ascomycota; Dothideomycetes; Pleosporales; Pleosporaceae.
AUGUUGAACCCCGCAUCCGUAGUCGGUGGUUGGGGUUGGAUGCGUGCGUGGGACCAAGAAUCCAAGACUGCGAGGAGGAGAAGGCUCCCGUACAUACGAGGCUACGACGGAGCACCGUUCCUGCUUUUCCUCGAAAAGCGUCGCGGGCUGUUCGGCUACGGCCUGGACGAACAUCAAGACGGCAGGCAGGCUCGGCGGCGAAGGCGGCCGUGGGACACAAAGCAUGCGUUCUAG